Messenger RNA from Owenia fusiformis, 2826 nucleotides. NCBI's taxonomy places the organism in Eukaryota, Metazoa, Annelida, Polychaeta, Sabellida, Oweniidae. The record is from the annotation of a GenBank genome assembly.
AUGGCAUUAAUUUUAACUCAUCAGGAUCAUAUCAAAACGAUAAAGAUGGCGGCAACCCUGCCAGCCAUUUAUUCUGGGGGAGGGACCCAGAUAAAACAGUCACCCGUCAUGAAAGUACCCAGCCCGCCGCCCUCAGGAAAACCAACUGGAAAAUAUUAUCUUAAACCAAUCAAAAAAUUCCAAGGAAAAAAAGAGAAAGAUUUAUUUUACAAACAGCAACAGCUUCGUAGUCAACAACCAUUGCUAGACAAAAGAGAGGCAGCACAGUUCCGCAAUACCUUCUUCCAUACAUUAUGCCUCGACAUGCUGCAGGAAGGAUUCCACCAAGCGUUCUCCGAGCUCUAUGCAUUGGCCAAAGAACAAAGGCAAGAGAGAGAGGCUGCAGGUCCAGAGUCGAGCCUGUGGAACAAACCACUUUUAGAAGACUCCCAUGAGAAACUUGAGAUGAUCAAAACAUUACUUUCAAAUUCUGAACAGGCUUUACGUGCAGGUGAUAGAGGGGCAGAAUAUGAUGCACGAUUCAAAUUGGCCAGGUUUUUCCAAAGCUUUAGUGGCGACAAACAACUUAGUGACCAUUUCUUCAGUUCAUGCCUUGCCACUAGUAAAGCCGUCGAGGGGGAUAGUGGUCGUAUGUUAGCAGAAGGGCACUGCAAUGUUGGUUUGGCUCUGGAAGAAAGUGAAAACAUAUUCGAUGCGUGUGACAACUUCGAAGCAUUUUAUAAAAUAGUAUCAGAACACAAAGACUGGAUAAAUGCUGAAAAUGAAACACUAUAUGCAAACUCAUGCAAACAUUUGACAAGGAUAUACUUCAAAAUUGGUGAAAAAAUAGAAAAAGAUGACCAGGAAUCAAGUCUGAGUUAUUUAAUCAAAGCGUAUAAUAUGGCCAAGGAGAGUACAGAUAAACCACUGGAGGGAGUGGCAAGUUAUAAAUUAGGUGUGGCUUAUAAUAAAAAUGGAGAUGCUGAGACAGCCUUGUUGUACCUGAAUGGCUACUUAGAGAUCUGCAAGGCUCAUGAUGAUGAGGAGGGCAUUGGAAAGGCAUGUGAAGCUAUCGCGAAAGCUUAUGAAAACCAAGGGAACAUUGAAGAGAGUAUAAGAUACCUAGAGCAGUUUGUAACGGUAGCUGAGCGUAGUAAACAAGACCAGGCUUACAGUAGGGCAUGUAGCGAUCUGGGGGCUGUCUACAAUUCUUUGGGUCGUUAUGACGAAGCCACAGACUACUUUAGUAAAUCGUACAAUCUCUCUAGAGCGCUCAACGACGCAUCAUCCAUUAGUAUGUCUCGUGUGUUUUUUGGUGUCACCGCCGCACAUAGGAUGAUAGGUGGCGUUGUGAACCAUAUAAAUGUCGCAAAUCGGCCAACACUUGAACGACUGACUGAAUGGAAGAAUAAUCGUGGCGAUGAAUUUAACAAACCAAUUCCAGUUGAGGAAGAACCUGCUAUGGCUAAAGUAGUUGAAGAGGUCAUGGAUGAACAAACAGCAGAAGCUGAUGAGGAAAACAAAAACAAUAGUAAUGAUGCUGAAGAUGAUGAGAAACAACAAGAUGAAGAAGUGAAAGAAGAACAUGAAAAGACAGAUGAAUAAAAUAAUACAGAGACCAGAAUAUAUGUAAACUCAUCAUGUGGAUUUUGAAUUUGCCAAUGGAAAUUAAUGUUUGGUGUUCAAAUGAUUUGUUAUAUGUAUAAUUAUGUGAUGUAAUUAAACUGAUAUUAUAAACUUCUCAUUUGGUUGACCAAAUAUUCAAAUAUUUCUCAUUUGCUUGGCCAAGUGUUGGAAUUUUACCAAUUUACUUGGCCAAAUGUUCAAUAUCUCAUAUAAAGCUUGCAUUGUAUUCCUGUAAUGUAGAUUCCAUCCAUUCGGUAGAUUAAUGGGACUAGAUUAUAAAUUUUUUCCUUGAGUUUAGAUUUUAAAACUCAUCAUAAUGUGAGACCGAGGAGCCUUGGCAACUUAUAAUAGCUUCAGUAAACAAGUUAUAUUCUCAUUGAGACAUGUCAAACUGGUAAAUAUCAGGAUUUUUUAUAAUUGCUUGACCAGUGCUUAAUAACUUCAAUUAUGGGCAUUUUAGUCUCAUGAUUCUUGAACCAAUUAAAGUCGCUUGAUCAGCUGACCUUGAUCUCAUCUUGAUCUGAUCUUGCCUGAUUUGAUUUUGACCCACAUCUAUCCCAAAUGGCCCAAUUCUGCUGAAUAUUUCAACAUGACUAGAGCCACAGUGAUUAGAUUACAUGUACUUAGCUAGCCUUAGCAAUAUGUAUAAUAAUAGUUAAUCAACCACAUUUUCUAUAUUAGUUAUCUUUUGAUAUUGUAAUUUGCCAAAAUUAUCGCCAAAUAUAUUUUUUAUGACAAUAUUAAAACACUGGAUCUAUAAUACAGCCUUUUCACAUAGAGAUUUUAUUCUUCAAAAAAACCUUAAAAACUUUUAAAAUAUAAAAGUGCAUUGUAAAUCCUUUAUUGAACAGCUACCUACAGUGAACAUUUUGGAGCUUAAAAGGUAUUCAUUGUACACAGGUUUUCGUAGUCUGGCAUCAAGCCCUUGUGUAUCCCCUCUGCUAAAAUCACUCUGCACCUUUGAACGAAAAUGAAUCACUGGGGGGGGGGGGGGGCAAAGGUUUUAUGUAAGACUCGAGGUUCACUGUACUGUUUCUAUCUACCUCUUAGAUGGUUAGAGACCAGGCUGGACAUUAACAUUGAAUUAAUAGACUGUAAUGCAAACCCAGAAACAAUUGGAUCGAUAAAUGGACAGUAGAUGGUCUGUAAAAAUAUGUACAUAAACAAUAUUGCUGUUGUAAAUAUAAAUAUAAAUAAAAAGUAUAAUAUUGUGAUACUGAA